This is a messenger RNA of Porites evermanni, 1791 nucleotides long. The record is from the annotation of a GenBank genome assembly. NCBI's taxonomy places the organism in Eukaryota, Metazoa, Cnidaria, Anthozoa, Scleractinia, Poritidae.
AUGUGCGACCACACAGAGUGUGAACAUGGAGCGCUGGUCGGGGAUGAGUGUGGUUCAAGUGCCAGAUACUUCAGCACAGAGUACGUACUGAUCAGGGAAUGUAGCCGAUCGAUUGAGCGCCACAUUACAGAAACACUGCAAGCCAGUUUUGCCAACUAUGGUUUAAACACUGAAGCAGUGCUGUUAUUAGCCAGGGCGAGUAAGUUUGAGACAUGAUUAUACAUAUAUAUCUUUUAAAAACUCACUUUUCUUUUUUUUUAUGCUUGAUAUUGUUAGUUAUGUUGUCUUUUCCUCGGAAGAACUUUUUCCUUGGAAUUUUGGCUUGAAAGGUUUUAAUUUGGGGACUUCUCCGAUCCUCAGAUCGUCCCAAUAAAUCUAAUGGCUAUCCCCAGUCCCCAAAAGAACUCGGCAGACCAAGCGCAGUUUGCUCUCAAUCUUAAGGGGAUAGGAAAUAAAAAUUCCUUGUUUUAUCGUCAUUUUCACUUUUGUCCCAGGUGUAUUUGAAUUUGAUCACUCAAAAUGUCAAAUGACGAUUUGCCCGAAGCACCGUGACGAAUUUGGCAUCGGAUGGCGCUGCCGGCAAAUGUUAUGUAAAGUUCCCCUGGCUCUGGCCCCCCAUCAUGUUAAAAAGAGAAGGGGAAAAGAAAGGACGCUUUCUUUUGCGCAGUCAAGGUUGAUCUACAGCCUUACGAAGAUACUUGUACCAGUUGGAUCUCGUAAGUAUAGUACUCUAAGUGGUGAUAGCGGUUUUGAAUGAAACUGAAAUAUUUAGUAAUGUAUACUUUCUGAUUAACUCAAAUACUUAUGUCUACUCUGUGCCUUUUCGAAUUAUCCUAUUUUUUUGGUGUGUACAUUUCUCACUGGCAAGCCACAAAUUAUUUCAAACUGAGGGCCAGACUAAGCAUAAACUUGCCUUCCCGUAAAAGGAAAUCCAGCUAUAAAUAGAAGACUACCUUCCCCAAUUAUAAUAGCUUUUGUAUGUUCUUUUCAGCAAUAUGUAGGGCGUGUCGUGGGUCGCUGACGGAGGAGGCAAAGCCUGAACCACCAGAGGAAAUUGACACCACCUGUUACAGAGAAACACGGCGCACGCUCCCUCUUAAGGUCUAUGUGCAGGAAGAAUCGGUUUCCCCUUCGAGUGAGGAGAGUAAUGGGACGGUAAGGAAUUAUUAAUAAUAUUGUUAAUAACGAAAAAAACUUUAGUAGAGCUUCGCGGUUGUUUUUGUGUUAAAAAGGCAACAACAACAACAAUAUUUGCUCACUCGAAUAGAAGUUUCAGUAUGGAAAUUGAUUUGUUAUUGUAAUUUUCAUUAUUGUUAUUGUUGUUAUCGCAAAAUCAAAACAUCGGAGCGAUAAAACACGACAGUGAGCUAUACGACAAGCCAGUAUAGGUAAUGACCAACAAACUGAGACUAUGCGGGCUAUAGGGUUCAAAACUGAUAUAGUAAUAGAAAACAUUGAGUUUUUUAUCUUUUUGUUUUCAAACAGAAACCUGGAGCCCCUGUGAGUGACCUUUGCCAGGCUAUGUCGAAUAUGUCCAUUACCAGUUUGUAUGUACCUGAGGCAACGGACCCGAGCAGCAGUGAACUGUCUUCCAGUGAUGACAGGGGCAGAAGUGCAAAUUUAGCAAUACGUCGCGUGAAGCUCAAUGAGUUCCUUAUUGCUUGUGACAGACCGAUCAUUACCGUCCAGAAAAAGCCCUGGAGGCAACUGAAAGAACUCCAAAGCCAGGCGUCAGUAUAUUGGAACCGCGACAGAUACCAUAGUCUCAACAUUGGAAAUCAUAAGUCCUGA